Clavispora lusitaniae ATCC 42720 is the source of this 990-nucleotide messenger RNA. It is a transcript of the gene RPN8, whose product is annotated as proteasome regulatory particle lid subunit. The record is from RefSeq and is a predicted model, not a curated record. Gene Ontology annotation, biological process: proteasome-mediated ubiquitin-dependent protein catabolic process. Gene Ontology annotation, molecular function: protein binding; metallopeptidase activity. NCBI's taxonomy places the organism in Eukaryota, Fungi, Ascomycota, Pichiomycetes, Serinales, Metschnikowiaceae. Gene Ontology annotation, cellular component: proteasome complex; proteasome regulatory particle.
AUGCCUGCACCCACAGAUGAUUCAUUGUUCUUGAAAAAGACAGUCACAGUUUCGCCCUUAGUGCUCUUGUCAGUUGUUGAUCAUUUCAAUAGGGUUGCUAAAGACAGCAAGAAACGGGUUGUUGGUGUCCUAUUGGGAGACAACUCCUCUGACAUCAUAAAAGUCACCAAUUCUUUUGCCAUUCCUUUUGAAGAGGAUGAAAAGAACUCUUCUGUUUGGUUUUUAGAUCAUAACUUCAUCGAAUCAAUGGGUGAAAUGUUCAAGAAAAUUAAUGCUAAAGAGAAAUUGAUAGGCUGGUACCAUUCUGGUCCCAAGUUGAAGGGAUCUGAUUUGAAAAUUAACGAUGUAUUCAAAAGGUACACUUCCAAUCCUUUACUUGUGAUUGUGGACGUUCAACCUCGAACAGUUGGUAUCCCAACUGAUGCUUAUUUUGCCGUCGAUGAUAUAAAGCAUGAUGGCUCUAAGGCAGAAAGAACCUUCGUACACAUUCCAUCUUCAAUUGAAGCCGAGGAAGCCGAGGAAAUAGGUGUGGAACACUUAUUGCGGGACAUCAGAGAUCAGGCUGCGGGCAACUUGUCCUUGAGGGUUACCCAAACAUAUCAAUCUUUGUUGGGCUUACACCAAAAAUUAAGGGAAAUCGCAACAUAUCUCGAGAAAGUGUAUGCAAGAAAACUACCAAUGAAUCACUCCAUCCUUGGAAAAUUACAAAAUGUUUUCAACUUGUUACCCAAUUUGACUUACGGCGCAACUGAGGUCGAUGAUAUUACGAAAGCGGUACGUGCAGAUAACGUUGAGCAUUCCUCAAAUCCUUUGGCCACAGGUUUCACUGUAAAGACAAACGACGAAAUGAUGAUGGUAUAUGUGAGUACCUUAGUGAGAUCGAUUAUUGCCUUUCAUGAUUUAAUUGAAAAUAAAUUAGAGAACAAAAAAGUUCACGAGAAACGACAAGAGUCAAACGCGGAGGAUGUUGAGGUCGAAGUUCGCGAUUGA